UUCUAGUACGUGAAAUAUGGCGACCGGAGGUGCAGACGAAUUUGGUGGAAUUAGUCAUGUGUCUGAAGAAACAAGGGGGUCUAAUGCUCAGGACAGUGGUUCUAGCCGUGGACCAGUUUCACAAGCAAAAAGGGAAGAGCUUUUUCAACGGCCAGCACUUUCGAGCUGUCCAAACCACGUGAUGACAGAAAACAGUUACGAAAAGGACGAACUGAUUCAUCAGCUCACUCUUACUAAAAAAAGCCUGGAAGAAGAAAUUGAGCAAUUGAAAUGCGGCAUGAGAGUCCACGAAGCACGCGAGCACCGCGAGAAUGAUUUAGAACAAGCACUCGGGGCAGAACGAGAGAGAAAUCGCGAACUUCAAAUGGAGAUGGAAGCACAGGUUCGCGAUUACAAUCUGGACACGAGGGUGCGCGCCGACAACAGGUUACUACAUGAGGAAAACCAACGUCUACGAGAACAGGUCAUCGCACUUUCUUCACAAAUUACCGAGAAAAAAUCCGACUGUUAACCGCCGAGAGGAACGGCGCUUACAAGCGUUUUGAAAAUAAAUCCAAGGAGCUGGAGAGGAUCC
Lingula anatina is the source of this 574-nucleotide messenger RNA. RefSeq lists its product as uncharacterized. Lineage: Eukaryota; Metazoa; Brachiopoda; Lingulata; Lingulida; Lingulidae. The record is from RefSeq and is a predicted model, not a curated record.